This is a messenger RNA of Cuscuta epithymum, 3835 nucleotides long. Lineage: Eukaryota; Viridiplantae; Streptophyta; Magnoliopsida; Solanales; Convolvulaceae. The record is from the annotation of a GenBank genome assembly.
UACUCCGUCCUAAAAUUGAUUAAUAUGCAAGCCCAACAGAGAGACGGAUACGUAUUUCCACUUCCAACUUUCUACUGUGGAUGAUGCUCUAACAACAAUUAACCGCCCCAUAAGCUUACGCUUUGGAGCUGAAACUGUGUCGCUGUCUGGUCCAUAGAAUUAUUACUGCGACUUUUUGGGAGAAACCAGGCUUUCCUGUAUUUCCCCAUUUGUAAUUUGUAAAAUUUCUUCGAUUAUGUUUCUGUUCCUCACUGAUAGAUACACUUCGGAGGGGUACACAUCCCUAUUUCUCCGCUGGUCUUCGUCUUCCCUUUCACUUCUCAUCUGCUUUCUGCCUCUCUGUGUUCACACGUAUGUAUCUUGAUGUGAAAUGGGACUCCAUUAUUAAGCAUACAAGUUUGGAUGCUCUGUUUAGCUGGAGUUUAAACGCAGUUAGUGGGAAAUCGAAAUGGAAUAUGGAGAAUCAGGUCUGCUUGCUGGGUAUGAUAUUCAUGGCUUUCACACCUUGGAAGAUUUGGAUGUUAACACUGUAACAGAGGAAGCCAAAACGAGAUGGUUAAGGCCAAAUGAGAUUCAUGCUUUGCUCUGCAACUACAAGUUUUUCACAGUCCAUGUCAGGCCUGUGAACCUUCCAAAAAGUGGUACCAUUGUUUUCUUUGAUCGUAAAAAGCUCAGGAACUUCCGAAAAGAUGGCCAUAAUUGGAAGAAGAAAAAAGAUGGGAAAACUGUUAAAGAAGCUCAUGAGCAUUUAAAAGUUGGCAAUGAAGAAAGAAUUCACGUGUACUAUGCACACGGAGAAGAUAAUUUGACAUUCGUUCGCAGAUGUUAUUGGUUGCUCGAUAAGACACUGGAACAUAUUGUCCUUGUUCAUUAUCGUGAAACACAAGAGUUGCAGGGUUCACCAGUUACCCCCGGGAAUUCAAAUUCUAGUUAUGCCUGUUCCAAUCUGUCACUACCUCUGCCUUUGUCCGAAGAAUCUGAGUCACCGAUUGAAUUUUCAAAUUACAGUGGGAUUCAAGCAUGUUUAGAGCUUAAUGACAACAUGACAAUCCAACAUCAUCAACAGACUUUACAUGAAAUUAACACACUUGACUGGGAUGAGCUCUUGGUGCCUGAUGACCCUAUCAAAUCGCAAUCUACCCAAGAAGUGGUAGCAAAAUCUUCCCAUGGGCAACAGCAUCAACAUGAAACAAAUGAUUUCAGGCUCAAUGGUAACAGCCUGUCUGCUGAGAGAUUAGCUUCACAACCUUUUGAUAAUUUACCCGGGAAAAUUUCUGUCCACAACUCCCUUAAUUCUGACAUUUCAAAUGAUGUGAUGCUUCAGUCGGUGAAUGGUCAAAUGACUUUAUAUUCUCAGAGGAACGGUUCUGAGAAUCUCAGUAAGGAUGGUCUCCUAAAUCAAGACAGUUUUGGAAGAUGGAUGAAUUACCUAAUAGCUGCAGAUUCUCCAGGAUCUACAGAUGAUCCAUCACCAGAGAUUACAACUUCAGCUGUUUAUCAAACUUUUGAGUCGCUGAAUGUUAUUGAUGGCCAGUUAUCUGCACAGGAGCAGAUAUUCAACAUAACAGAUGUCUCACCUGCAUGGGCUUUUUCAACUGAAGAAACAAAGGUAUUACUGAUUGGGCAUUUUCACGAAAGACAUUUGCAAUUGCAAAGUGCCAAUCUUGUUUGCGUCUGUGGAGAUGUUCAUGUCCGUGCAGAGAUAAUCCAGUCGGGGGUAUAUCGAUGUUUAUUUUUACCCCAUCGUCCUGGAUUGGUUAACCUAUUUUUGAGUUUUGAUGGCUCUAAGCCUAUAAGUCAAGUAAUAACCUUUGAAUUUCGGACUCCAUUAGUUCCUAAUGAAUCAAGUGUUCCUUCAGAGGUGAAGUAUGAUUGGAAAGAGUUGAGAGAUCAACUGAGGCUUGCACACAUGCUGUUUGCUACACCUAAGAACGUUGGAUUUUCGUCUAGUAAAGUAACACAAGAUGCCAUGAAAGCAGCUAAAAUAUUUACACAUAAAUGUUCCCAAAUAACCCACAAUUGGGCACAUUUAACCAAAUUAAUCAACCACAAUGAACUUUCUUUCCCACAAGCAAAAGACAAAUUGUUAGAGCUGUCUUUGCACAACAAGGUACAUGAAUGGCUUUUGGAACAAAUUCUUGACGGAUGUAAAAUCCCUGAGCGUGAUGAGCAAGGUCAAAGUGUUAUUCAUCUGUGUGCUAUCCUGGGUUACACGUGGGCGGUUUAUCCAUACAAAUGGUCUGGCCUAUCAUUGGAUUAUAGAGAUAAAUUUGGUUGGACUGCUCUUCAUUGGGCUGCAUAUUAUGGCAGGGAAAAAAUGGUUGCAACUCUUUUAUCUGCCGGGGCAAAGCCGUCUAUGGUAUCUGAUCCAACUUCUGAAACCCCUGCUGGAUGCACUGCAGCUGACCUUGCAUCCAAAAAUGGAUAUGAGGGUUUAGGAGCUUAUCUUUCAGAAAAGGCUCUAGUUGCACAGUUCAAAGACAUGACUUUGGCUGGCAAUGCAAGCGGCUCACUUCAAACUGAGUCAGCUGAAUCUGACAACUUCACUGGUGGUGACUUGGAACUGAAUGACACUUUGACCGCUUACCGGACAGCAGCUGAUGCUGCUGCACGCAUACAGGCUGCUUUCAGGGAACACUCCUUCAAAUUGAGGAAAAUGGUGGUUGAGUCCUCAACUCCAGAGAUCGAGGCAUGCAAUAUCAUUGCAGCCAUGAAGAUCCAGCAUGCUUUUCGCAGGCACGAGACCAGAAAAAGGUUGGCAGCUGCUGCAAGAAUCCAGUAUACUUUUCGAACGUGGAAGAUACGGAAAGAUUUUGUUAACAUGCGUCGCCAAGCUGUUAAAAUUCAGGCAAUCUUCCGUGGUUUUCAAGCACGGAAGCAGUACAGAAAGAUCACUUGGUCAGUGGGGGUGCUUGAAAAGGCAAUUUUGCGCUGGCGUUUGAAAAGAAAAGGGUUCCGUGGACUUCAGGUUCCUGAGACCAUUGAUAACCAGAAAGAAGGCAGUACUGUGGUGGAAGAGGAAUUCUUUCAAGUAAGCCGGAAGCAAGCUGAAGAGCGGGUUGAGAGGGCGGUGGUAAGGGUGCAGGCCAUGUUCCGUUCCAAAAAGGCACAGGAGGAAUACAGAAGGAUGAAGUUAGAACACAACUCCGCAUCCCUUCAAUUCCAAGAGGAGUUUCUUGAUCCUGACACUGACAUGGGAUAGAGAAGCAUUUGUGCAGGUUUUCUAUCAUGACCUGGUCUAUGUUUGGAGUGAGGAAUAUGGUAGGGAAAAGGGAAAAUAAAUGUGGAAAAUAGUUUUUUUUUUAAUGUUUGGUUUUACCUUGUAAAAUAUGAAGGAAAAUAUAAUUUUAUUAUAACCUUUAAAAUUAUGUAUGUAUGUGAGUGAUGUGUGUGCGUGUCUAUAUAUUAUAUAUAAUUGAGUUUGAACAAAUAUCUAAAUCUUAUUUAUUGAGUUCAAACCAAAAUUGUGUUCUCUCAAAUUUUUAUAUCCUUCCAAAUUUCUAUUCUACUUCCCUCCUUUUCCUGUUUCCCUAGCAUUUUCUGGAUUCCAAAUGGGCCCUUGAUGAAAAGUCAUUGGGUAAAUCCAGUAUUCUUGUGGAUAUGCAUUUCACCAUAAAAGGAAGGUCAGGUACUCAGGUAGUCAGGUGCUUGAAAAUCUUGUUAGGUUCUCGACAGGAGAAGCCACAAAGCUUAUGUGUCAAACCCACAUUGGUUGAAAACUGCGUUGUAAUGCACAUCGGGCAAUUUUAUGAUUUCCCAGUUCUGUUGACAAUUAUUAUGCUCUAGAAAGUGAAGUUACUUUCGAAUUUUUGAAAACAUAGUUUUUUUUAAUAAA